UAUAAACACACCUGCAUGUUUCUCACGACCAAGGGAAGCCUUACGAAAACCGAAGCUGAUAUAAAGCUCGACGAGAGAGGCAUCUCCUCUGGAAAACCCGCGACGAUGUUGUUCCGUGGUGCUGUGCUAGCCGUGUGCCUCGCCUUGGCCUGGUCGGACACGCCGGCCAACUGCCUGUACGAGGACAUCCGCGGCACAUGGACCUUCCAGGAGACGGAGCGGUCGGGCGACAGCAGCCUCAGCUGCGACGAACUCGGCCCCGUCGUCCACACCAAGACCUUCACCCUCAGCUUCCCCGACACCGCCACGGAUGAGCUCGGGAACGAAGGCACCUGGACCAUGAUCUGGAACCAAGGUUUUGAGGUUAACAUCAACGAAAGGUCAUACUUCGCCUUCUCCUACUACGAGGGUGACUUUACCUCGGCCACCUCCUACUGCGACCGCACCUUCAGCGGCUGGUCACGUGACAAGACCAUCAGGAACUGGUCCUGUUUCUCCGCCCAAAAGAACACCAGGGUAGCCCCCCGCACGUCCAGUAAGGUGACGCAGCCUCUGUCGAAGCUCCACAAAGCCUACAGAAAUGACGAGAAACUUGUGUCUGACAUCAAUGCCGCACAGACCUCUUGGCGCGCUAAGGCGUACCCAGAGCACGAGAAAUUCAGCCGCUACCAAAUGUUCCUCCGCGCGGGAGGCCCCGGCGCUGUCCUCUCCAGCCCCCCCUCCCCCGCCCCCGCGACCCCCGAGCAGAAGGCCCGCGUCGCCUUCCUGCCGGAGAACUUCGACUGGCGUAACGUGGAGGGCGUCAAUUACGUGAGCGACGUCAGGGACCAGGGAGGAUGCGGCUCCUGCUACACCUUCGCCUCCAUGGGCCAGAUCGAGACCCGCCUGAGGAUCGCCACCCGCAACCAGCGCCAGGACGUCUUCUCCACGCAGGACGUCGUCUCCUGCUCGUCCCUCUCCCAAGGAUGCCUCGGAGGCUUCAACUACCUGAUCGCCGGACGCUACGCCAUGGACCAGGGCGUCGUGGCCGAGGAGUGCAACCCUUAUACCGGAAGUGACGACCUCUGCGCCACCGACUCCAGCUGCGCCCGCACCUUCGUCAGCGACUACUCAUACCUGGGCGGCUACUACGGCGCAUGCAACGAGGAACUCAUGUUGCAAGCGCUCGUGGAGAACGGGCCCCUGUCUGUGUCCUACAUGGUUUACGAUGAUUUCUACAACUACGACGGCGGCAUCUACCACCACACGGGUUUCAAGAACGACUUCAAUCCGUUCGAGAUGGUGACUCACGCUGUUCUGCUGGUGGGCUACGGCGUGGACGACACCACAGGCGAGAAGUACUGGACGGUGAAGAACUCGUGGGGCGCGGACUGGGGCGAGGACGGCUUCUUCAGGAUCAGGAGAGGAAGCAACGAGUGCUCCAUCGAGUCCAUGGCCGUUGACAUCACAGCCAUCCCUUAAAUUCAUGUUAUUCACAAAGAGCUUUGUAGUAAAAGAACGUAUGCGUAAAAAAAAAAAAAAAAAAAAAAAAAAAAAAGUUGUUUUACUGCCAGUUUAAGUGUAUAUCAAUUGGAAUAAUUAGUGAACGAUUUUGUUUUAUUUGUAGCUAUAAGUUGUAUUAUUCUUGAAGCUGCGGUGGCCGAGUGGUUAGAGCAUCGGACUCAAAGACUGUCAUGACAAUCAGAGUUCGAGUGGAAUAUCCCGUGCCCGGAUGAAUGGGGAAGGUUGGCGGCAGGAAGGGCAUCCGGCUGUAAAAAACAAGCCAUGACUAUGGCGCGGAUCAUUCCGCUGUGGCGACCGCUGAGGGGAGCAGCCGAAAGAAGAAAGAGAAAAAAAUAUAUAUUAUCCUAGAUAACACACGCAUGUAAUCUGGAGGAUAUCAUGAUUACAUGCCACCACGAAAGAACACAAAGCUGGUUUGAACGGAUUUUAUAGAUUUACUCACACGAAAUAUCAACACAAAGCAGGUUGCCACUGAAAACAAACUCAGAACGCUUUUAUUUCAACGGAGUGAAACGAAAAUACAUGAAUUAAAAUUUG
Penaeus chinensis is the source of this 2040-nucleotide messenger RNA. RefSeq names its product dipeptidyl peptidase 1-like. Gene Ontology annotation, cellular component: lysosome. The transcript has 8 exons. The record is from RefSeq and is a predicted model, not a curated record. NCBI's taxonomy places the organism in Eukaryota, Metazoa, Arthropoda, Malacostraca, Decapoda, Penaeidae. Gene Ontology annotation, molecular function: cysteine-type endopeptidase activity. The coding region runs from base 16 to 1461 and encodes 481 amino acids.